Messenger RNA from Pelobates cultripes (western spadefoot toad), 11989 nucleotides. The record is from the annotation of a GenBank genome assembly. NCBI's taxonomy places the organism in Eukaryota, Metazoa, Chordata, Amphibia, Anura, Pelobatidae.
AUGGCGCAUGACUAUGAGCAAGAAAGAUACAUCAACGAGUUUGAUCCAAAGGAUUAUUAUGAAACCUAUUAUAAUCCUAAAUCAGGAGCUUUGGUUGGAGAAUGGACAACUUUUGUUUUAAAGAAUCUUCAUGGAAUCUUUUCUACAGGUAAAAUCUGACAUAGUGCAUCCCUGCGUUUUUAUUAAUAAUCUGUUAACACCAUGAGAUAUUGAUUCACACUGAGAUACACCUUUUUAAUCUAAAUAAAAUAUUUAUUUUAUAAAUGUAAACAUAAAUAUUGUGUGUGGGGGUGUACGCGCGCGUAUGUAUAUAUAUAUAUAUUACACAAUGUUGCAAGAUAUCUUACAUUUAGAGAGAGGCUCAAGAAGAUUAAUGUAAAAUGACAAAAUAAACUAAAAAUAUAUUUUUUUUAAAAUAUGCCAUUCUGCAUACUGUGGGCUUAUAAUUCUGUUGUGAGGCAUAAACAAAAUAAAAAAUGAGUGUCCUUACUUGUUAAAGUAUAACUUUUAAUAGUAAUACUAAAAUCUAGGAAUAAUGUUCCAAAAAUGAUAAUAAACUAAAGUAUAUACAUUCUAAUAUUCAGCAGUGUGAUGAACCAAUGAAUAUAUGUUCUCUAAUUGGUAACUUGUCAGUCGGAGAAUAUGUAGAGAAACCCUAUAAGAUCUUUGAUGAAAUACAGGGCUAAAAAUAGAUCCUAUUUGAAGUAUAUCCAAACCUUAUCUGGUAAAAUCUGCACUAGUUUGCUUUACAGUCUACAUUAGCUAGCGUUUACAGUCUACAUUAGCUAGUGUCUACAGUCUACAUGUCACUAACUACAGAGAUGUGGAUACAUAGUGAUACACCAAAGAUUGUAACAAUUAAAGUGCAGUGUAAUAACCUAGGACAGUGGUUCCCAACAUUUUUUGACUUGAGUACUCCUUGGCAGACCAUUUCCAUAAAUCAUACCCACAUAUUAGCAAAAUUGUGUAAUUAAUAUAGUUGCUAUUAUUUCAAAUGUUUACGUUUUUCUCUGCCUAAUUUCCCCUUUUUGACAGUGGGUGUGGGAGUGUGACAGUGUGGGUUCAGUGUGUGGAAAUGUGACUUUGUGAGGAGGCAGUGUGUGGGAGGAUGAUCGUGUGGGAGGACAUGUGACAGUGUGACAGUGUGGGGGAGGUGGGUGACAGGGGGAGGACAGGUGACAAAGCGUGGGGGCAGAGUGUGGGGAGGGGGACAGUGUGGAAGGAGAAUAGGUGACAGUGUGUUGGGGCAGUGUUUGGAGAUUGACCAUGUGUGGGAUGCUGGCGACAGCUUGGAGAAGGUUUAUGACAGUGUGAGGUGACAAAUGUGGAUGUGUGUGACAGUGUGGGAGGAAGACAGGUGGAAGUGGGGAGCAGCGUGUGGGAGGGUACAGUGUGAGGAGGAAGAGGGCAGUGUGGGAGAGGGCAGGUGACAGUGUGUGGGAGGGGAGGUGACAGUGUGUGGAAAGGAGUGACAGAGGGUGGCAAUUUGGGAGCAGUGUAUGGGAAGAGGUGUCAGGUGUGGGAGGGAGACAGCGGUGAGGGAAGUGACAGUGUGACAGCGGGAGGAAGGCAGUGGAAGUGUGAAAGGGUGGCAGCUGGGAGAGAGGCAGUGACAAUGUGGUAGAAGGCGACAGUGGGAGUGGCGUGACAGAGGUGGUAGAGGCGGCGGUGGGGAGGGCAGUGACAGUGUGGGAGGGAGACAGUGGGGAGGGCAGUGCAGCUAUUGGGAGGGCAGUGACAGUGUGGGAGGGGGUGGGGAGGGGGCAGUGACAGUGUGAGAGGGUGCAGUGGAAAGGACAGUGGGGAGGGAGACGGUGGGAAGGGCAGUGUGGGAGGAAACACAGGGGUUGGCAGUGGAAGUGUGGAAGGAUGACAGUGGGGAGGGUGGCAGUGUGGAAGGGAGACAGUGUGGCAGUGGCAGUGUGGGAGGAUGAAUGUGGGGAGGGAGAUUGGAGAUGGAGGCAGUGGCAGAGGGGAAGAGUGACAGUGGGGAAGGAUGCAGUGGAAGUGUGGGAGGAUGAAAGUGGGGAAGGAGAAUGGAGAAGGGGCAGUGGCAGUGGGGAGGAUGACAGUAGGGGGUGCAGUGACAGUGUGGGAGGGAGACAGUAGGGAAGAGGGCAGUAAUAGUGAGGUAAGGAAACGGUGGGGAGGGGGAAGUGGCAGUGGGCAGGGGGCAGUAGCAGUGGGGGCGGGGCAGUGGCAGUGUUGGAGAGUGACAGUGGCGAGGGAGGCAGUGGCAGUGUGUGAGGGAGACAGUGGGGAGGGGGCAGUGGUAGUGUGGGAGGGUGGCAGUGUGGGAGGCUUACAGUGGGGAGGGGGGCAGUAGCAGUGUGGGAGGGAGACAGAGGGGAGGUGGCAGUGUGGAAGGGAAACAGUGGGGAGGGGGGCAGUGACAGUGUUAGAGGGUGACGGUGGGGAGAUGACAGAGUCAGUGUGAGAUUUUUUUUUCAUAUUAUCCACAGAGGCUAUUCUUGUGCUCUCCGCAGCAUUGCUCAUCACAGCUGAUGAUUACAUACUGAGCGUUCUGGCUGAUAUAUUUUGUGUGUAUUGAACACAUCGCUGUACACACACUAUUUGAUAGAGGGUUCUGUAACCUUUUUGAACAGGACUUUGUAAUCAUAUUAGCCAGUUCACUUCUGUUACUACCUUCCUAGGGAAGCCUGAGCUCACAUCUUUUUUCUAGCCGUUUUGUUACAUUAUGGUCUUAUUAUAGACAGUCUACAUUCAUCACACUGAGAUAACUUUUUCAUUAUCUGCAUAGUAAGUGCUACUCUAUUUGGCCCCUGUGGAUUGCAAAACUUUGUUUUGCACACACUAUCGGGUGAAGGUUUCUGAAAACUUUUGAACAGAACCUUCCAAUGAUUAUAUACAUUUUAGUUACUACAGGGAGUGCAGAAUUAUUAGGCAAAUGAGUAUUUUGACCACAUCAUCCUCUUUAUGCAUGUUGUCUUACUCCAAGCUGUAUAGGCUCGAAAGCCUACUACCAAUUAUGCAUAUUAGGUGAUGUGCAUCUCUGUAAUGAGAAGGGGUGUGGUCUAAUGACAUCAACACUCUAUAUCAGGUGUGCAUAAUUAUUAGGCAACUUCCUUUCCUUUGGCAAAAUGGGUCAAAAGAAGGACUUGACAGGCUCAGAAAAGUCAAAAUAGUGAGAUAUCUUGCAGAGGGAUGCAGCACUCUUAAAAUUGCAAAGCUUCUGAAGCGUGAUCAUCGAACAAUCAAGCGUUUCAUUCAAAACAGUCAACAGGGUCGCAAGAAGCGUGUGGAAAAACCAAGGCGCAAAAUAACUGCCCAUGAACUGAGAAGUCAAGCGUGCAGCUGCCACGAUGCCACUUGCCACCAGUUUGGCCAUAUUUCAGAGCUGCAACAUCACUGGAGUGCCCAAAAGCACAAGGUGUGCAAUACUCAGAGACAUGGCCAAGGUAAGAAAGGCUGAAAGGCGACCACCACUGAACAAGACACACAAGCUGAAACGUCAAGACUGGGCCAAGAAAUAUCUCAAGACUGAUUUUUCUAAGGUUUUAUGGACUGAUGAAAUGAGAGUGAGUCUUGAUGGGCCAGAUGGAUGGGCCCGUGGCUGGAUUGGUAAAGGGCAGAGAGCUCCAGUCCGACUCAGACGCCAGCAAGGUGGAGGUGGAGUACUGGUUUGGGCUGGUAUCAUCAAAGAUGAGCUUGUGGGGCCUUUUUGGGUUGAGGAUGGAGUCAAGCUCAACUCCCAGUCCUACUGCCAGUUCCUGGAAGACACCUUCUUCAAGCAGUGGUACAGGAAGAAGUCUGCAUCCUUCAAGAAAAACAUGAUUUUCAUACAGGACAAUGCUCCAUCACACGCGUCCAAGUACUCCACAGCGUGGCUGGCAAGAAAGGGUAUAAAAGAAGGAAAUCUAAUGACAUGGCCUCCUUGUUCACCUGAUCUGAACCCCAUUGAGAACCUGUGGUCCAUUAUCAAAUGUGAGAUUUACAAGGAGGGAAAACAGUACACCUCUCUGAACAGUGUCUGGGAGGCUGUGGUUGCUGCUGCACGCAAUGUUGAUGGUGAACAGAUCAAAACACUGACAGAAUCCAUGGAUGGCAGGCUUUUGAGUGUCCUUGCAAAGAAAGGUGGCUAUAUUGGUCACUGAUUUGUUUUUGUUUUGUUUUUGAAUGUCAGAAAUGUAUAUUUGUGAAUGUUGAGAUGUUAUAUUGGUUUCACUGGUAAUAAUAAAUAAUUGAAAUGGGUAUAUAUUUGUUUUUUGUUAAGUUGCCUAAUAAUUAUGCACAGUAAUAGUCACCUGCACACACAGAUAUCCCCUAACAUAGCUAUAACUAAAAACAAACUAAAAACUACUUCCAAAAAUAUUCAGCUUUGAUAUUAAUGAGUUUUUUGGGUUCAUUGAGAACAUGGUUGUUGUUCAAUAAUAAAAUUAAUCCUCAAAAAUACAAUUUGCCUAAUAAUUCUGCACUCCCUGUAUUAUUUAAUUUCUCUACAUAUUCUCCAACUGACAAGUUACCAAUUAGAGAAUAUAUAUAUUCAUUGGUUCAUUACAUUUCUGGAUAUUAGAAUGUAUAUACUUUAAUUUAUUAUCAUUUUUAGAACAUUAUUCCUAUCAUGGAAACUUACAAGUUAGGACACUCUUUUUUUCUUUUGUUUAUCUCUUUAGUCCAUGGGUUAACCCCAAUACGAGUGCUCCUUAAGCUUCCUUCUUCCUACUUUGUUGGGAGGCAUACUUCAUGUAUACUUGAUGUGAGUAGAGUUAAAUCCCUGCUGACACCAUGGAGCCCCAGGUACUUGGUGCCCCCCUUUGUCUGCUGGUGCCAUUGUUAGUUGCUCCAUACCUUUGAUGAGCUGGUUUCUUUAAGCAUUUAAAUGCAUACUAGUGAUUUUGGUGUGAGCAAGGCUAAAUUCCAUUAACCCCAAGAAUCAAUGGAUUCCCGUGGGUCCUGUUAGUAAACUGGGGCACUGUUUAGUGGCUCCAGAAUGGCAGAUUAGCACUGCACAGAGCUGGAAGUCAGUUUAACACCAAGCACUUUAAACUCAUUCAUAAAAGUGGUUCUGAGCAAUUACGCUCUGCCGUGGUUUUCUGGAGUGUAGGCAGCUUUGGAGAGACCAGGGUCUUCAACAGUGUAAUUCUGAAAAUUUAUAUUAAAGGACCACUAUAGGCACCCAGACCACUUCGCACUUCUCAUUGUGAUAUUCACAGUGAGAAGAUGUCAGCAUCCAUAGGAAAGCAUUGAAAAUGCUUUCCUAUGGACUGGCUGAAUGCCCGAUGACGGAAGAAGAGGGAGGAGAGUCCCAGCUCCGAGGGAGCCCGGCGCUGGAAAAAGGUAAGGGAUUAACCCCUUCCUCAAUCUAGAGCCCGGCGUGAGUGUUACCCACCCAUUGUGGGGGCACCCUCAGGGCACUAUAGUGCCAGGAAAACUAGUAUGUUUUCCUGGCACUAUAGUGGUCCUUUAACAGUGGGUUACCAUGAGGGUAAGGUUAGAUGUAUGGUUAAGAGUAGGGUAGGGUUAGGGUAAGGUAUUGGAUAAUGCUGUUUUAGGGUUAGAUAUAGUGUAGGGCUCAGUUUAAUGGUAAGAUUAGGGUAGGUACACAGUUAAUUAGUGUAAGUAUUGGGUAAGGGGUAUGGUUGGUAUAGAGUUAGCAUUAACUUUCAAAAAUGAAUUUUAGAUGUUAAACAUUUAACAACCAGGAUGAUAUAUAAAUCAAUUUUUUGUUAUUUUUAGUUGGUUGCACUGGAUGUGCAAAAAUUAUUAUAAGUAAAACACAAAACACCCUCAUUUCUUAACAUUAUAUGCACAUGUAGUGUUAUGUUUGGUAUACAUACUAAAUGAUUAAAAAAAAAUUAAAUAAAUAUGAGAUGGAUAUCCCUCUUAUGUGAAGAGAAAGCCUUAAACUUCAGUGGAACAAACCUAUAGCUCAUAUAUAAGGAUUUGUUUUGUUUCAGAACGUGGACAAUUGUCUCUGUCCUUAAGGGGUUAAUGCAUUAAUACCAUCUGGAAAACAAACCAUGUUCUUCAAAGCAGAACCAUCACACCCUUCACUUCCUCUAUCUUGCUGUCUUUUCUUUUUUUUCAUUUUUCAUCUAUUUUUAACUAAAAACCUAGUGAUGGCUGCUGUGAAUUGGCUCUGUCUGUGGAGGAUUCUCCCGGUAUCCUCCAUAGACCUCAUUGCGUAAUCUAACAUAUGCUGUUUUCACUGAACACAUUCUUGUAAAAGUGCUCUCAAAAGUAUCCAAACUGGUAGGAUUGUUAAUGGCUCAUGCCCUCAAUGUGCUAUCUAUAUCAGACCGAUUUGUAAUAAAUUUACAAAUGUAUUUACUUUUUUAAUGUUGCUACUAGUAUAAUUGCUUCUUAUAAAAUCACAGCAAUUACCCCCAAGUGACUGUAUCCCAAUACAUGUUGUGAGAGAAUUAUAUGCAAUGCAUGGAUAAUCAAUGCAUUCAGAGAUCUUCUAUUUCCGUGUUAAUAUUUUGACUUCUUCAUCAGGUAAUAUCGUAGGGGAUACCUUGAUUGAUUUUGGUGCUGGGCCGAGCAUCCUUAAUCUCCUUUCAGCCUGUGAGGUGUUUAAGAAUAUUAUUACUUCUGACUUUCUUGAGCAAAACCGUGCUCAGCUGAAUAGAUGGCUAAAAAAGGAACCUGGGGCAUUUGACUGGACUCCAGCUGUCAAGUUUGUAUGUGAGCUUGAAGGAAACAGGUAUGUCUCCAUUUUAGAUUAUUAUUAUGUUAUUAUUUAUAUAGAGCCAACAAAUCCCACAGUGCUUUACAGUGGGUGGACGAACAGAUGUAGUUGUAGCCAGACAAGUUGAACGCACAGGAACAGAGGGGUUGAGGGACCUGCUCAAUGAGCUUACAUGCUAGAGGGAGUGGGGUAAAGUGACACAAAAGGUAAGGAUAGUAUUAGAGAAGUAAUGACAUUUGCAGGAGAGGAAUCAGUUGGGAGGGAGGGAAGAGAGUUCGACAGGAACGGUGCAGCCCUCAGGAAGUCUUGAAAGCGAGCAUCAGAGGUGGGAGUACGGACAAAAGAUAGACGUACGUCUUCAGCAAAGCGUAACGGCCUAGACGGGACAUACUUGUGUAUUAGGGAGGAUAGAUAGGUGGGAGCAGCAUUAUGUAGAGAUUUGAAAGCAAGAACCAGAAUUUAAAUGUAAGCCUAUGUAGGGACUGACAGAAGGGUGAAGCGUGGGAGGUGUGGGCGGACAGGAAGAUGAGCCGCAUUCAUUAUGGACUGUAACAGCAUAAGUUGGGAACACGUAAGACCACUGAGAAGCGGAUUACAGUUUUCAAGGCGAGAAAGGACAGUGGAAUGGACUAGCACCUUAGUCACAUCUGGUGUUAAGUAGGGUCGGAUGCCCACUAUGUUUUUGAGAUGGAAAUGACAGGAUUUGGCGAUAGAUUGAACAUGAGGCAUGAAGGAGAAUUUGGAGUCAAAGAGAAGACCUAGGCAGCGAACCUGCUUGGUGGAGCUGAUGGUAGCUCCAUUGACUUGGAGGGAGACAGACACAGGAGGAGCAACACUUGAGGACCAGAAUUUCAGUUUUGUCAAGUUAAGUUUAAGGCAGUUAGAGACACUAGUCAAGAGGGACGGGGAGAGAGAUCAGGAGAGGACAGAUCAAUUUGCCUGUCAUCCGCAUAGAAAUGAUAUUGGAAGCCAAAGGAGCUAAUGAGUUUACCAAGGGAGGCAGUAUAGAUGGAGAACAGUAGGGGACCAAGGACUGAACCUUGGGGGACACCAACAUUGGAGUUGGGGAGAAGAAGCAGAGCUAGAGAAAGAAACACUGAAGAAGCGCUGGGAGAGGUAGGAGGAGCACCAGGAGAGAGCAAUAUCUUGUAGACAGAGGAUAAGAAGGAAGCUGAUGAUGAUCAACAGUGUCAAAAGCCGCAGAAAGGUCAAGGAGAAUUAGGAUAGAUUAGUGACCAUGAGAGUUUGCAGCGGGUAGAUCAUUGGAUACUUUAGUCAGUUUACACAGAGUGCUUAGCGUGGAAACCAGACUGAAGCGGGUCUAGCAGAGAGUUGGACUUGAGGAAGUCUGCCAAUCUCGCAUACACAACUCUUUCAAGGAUCUUGGAUGCAAAAGGCAGUAGCGAGAUAGGACGGUAGAUGGAUGGGGAGUUAGGGUCAAGGUUGGGCUUCGUUAGAAUUGGGGUUAUAGUUGCAUGUUUAAAGGGGGCGAUGGAAAUAUGCCAGAGGAGAGAGAGAGAUUGCGUUACGGCCCUUGGCUUGCCGCAAGGUGCGGAAGCACCUGACCGGUGCGGCUGCGCUGACGUACUGAGCCUACUUGCUCAGUCAGAAGUCGCUCCGCCGGAUCCUCCUAGCCGCCUGCCCUGAAGAAAUAUGGUGCCGACCACAGCCCUGAAGUUCCCUAGUUCAUUGCUCUGUCGUGGUUUCUGUUCCUGGUUCCUGAGAGUGCAUUUUUUUGUCCUGUUUUUGAUAUUUCUGGUAUAUUGACCUUGGCUAUUCCUGACUAUUCUGAUUUCUGGCUUCCUGACUUUGGCUAUCCCUUGACCAUUCUCUGUCUUUAACGUAUUAGUCCGGCCAUUUUAAGGACCGAUUUACGUUUUAUCCUAUUCUGUUCUGCCUAUGUUGACGUUACAUAGUUCUGCGUGUUGGACCAUACUAGCAGUAGUGACAGAUUGAGAAUUUUACUGAGAGGUAGAGAAAGCGAAGGAGACAGAGUAUGGAUGAGAUGCAAGGGAAUUGGAUCUAGGGAGCAGGUGGUGGGGUGGGGAGACUGGAGCAGAGCAGAAACCUCUUCCGCUGUAGCGGGUGCGAAUAAACAUAGAACAGCAGAGGGAGUGAGGUUAGGGGAAGUAUUGUAAGGGGAAGAAGAAAGAUGAGAGAUUUCUUCCUUGAUUGUAGAGAUCUUGUCAGUGAAGGGAGUUGCAAAGUCUGAGGCGGUCAAGUUAGUAGGUGGAGGAGGAACAAUAGGGCGAAGAGGAGAGUUAAAUGUGUGAAACAGUCGUUUUGGGUUCCCAGGAGAGUGUGGUUAUGAGGGUAUUGAAGUAAUUUACAUUUGCAGGGGAAAGAGCCAAGCUGUAUGAGCGCAGCACAAAUUUCUAGUGGAGAAAGUCAGAUGCACAGUGACACUUUCUCCAAAAGCAUACAGCAGUUCUGGAGCAUUUUUGGAGGUAUUGAGUGAUCUUGGUGUGCCAAGGUUGUUGUUGGGGGCACUUGCUGCAUUUUAAAUGUAGGAGGUGCCAUGAUGUCUAGUUGAAAGGAGAGGGUCGAAUUGUAUAAGGAGGUUGCAGAGCUAGGACAGUUUGGAGAGUCAAAAGUAGAGUUUGGAGAUAAGUGGAGAAAUGUUCUAGGUAAAGACAUUGGAGGUUUCUGUGAGAUUGAUGUUCAGACGGUGGUGUCAAUUGGGUCUUAAGUAUGCCGAUGUCAAAAAUCAGCAGAUGAUGGUCAGAUAGAGGAAAAGGAAUAUUGGAGAUAUUAGAAGCGAUACAGAGAUUGGUGAAGGCGAGAUCAAGAGUUUUUUCCGCUGUAUGGGUUGCUAAAUUGGACCAUUGCGUAAGACCAAAGGAGGAGGUUACAGAGAGCAGACGAGAGGCAUUAGUGCAGUUGGGGUUGUUGAUUGGGAUAUUGAAAUCCCCAAGUAGAAGAAGUGGGUUUCAAUAGGCAGACAGUGUGAACUUCAAAAGAAGAAAAGGAUAAGGCAGGGGGAGUUAUGAUUGGUUGAAAGUUACAUUGAGGGGAAAGAAGAAUGCCGACACCACCUCCUUUACAGUUGAGUCUGGGAGUGUGAGAGAAUUGUAGCCCACCAAAACAAAAUGAGGCGGGAGUAGUGCUAUCAGAGCGGGACAGCCAGGUCCCUGUAAGUGCCAGUAGUGUGAGUGAGUUUGAGAUGAAAAAGUUGUGUAUGGCUGUUGAUUUUAAAUUACUGCAGAUGGAGCAGCAGUUCCAGAGUGCAUGAAUGUUCAUGAAUGUUUGUAAUUGACGGUAAAGGGCAGGGUAUUGUGAUGAGGUUUGUGCGGUUUCUGGUUUUCUUAGUGUGUGUAGAGAAGAUGAAGGGCCCUGGUUUGGGAGAGACAUCACCAGUUGCUAAAAGCAAAAGGAGAGAAAGUGACAGGAGGUGUGAAUGGGUUUUGUAUGCAUGGGGUCUAGGAUGAGAUUGAUUGAGGGUAGGAGUGAGAGAGUAGAAAAAUGAGUAUAAGGUAUGAGGUGAGAGAAGGGGGAGUGUAGCAGAGAGGGGCUGUAAUGAAAUCCCUUAUUUACAGACCAUACGAACAAGCCUGUUCGGUUAUUUGGAGGAUUACAGCAGGAUUUCGUGAAAAUAGCCAUAAAAGCGAAUAAACUACCGAACCACCGACCUCCCACUGAGGUCGUGUGGCGCCUAUUGACCACCCUGACUGUUGCGGUUAACCACAGACUAAUUGGGGAAUAGCUGGUGGUCCGCGUUCGUUUACCGAACAUGUGGAAAUCGCCAUUUUGUAUUGUCGAACGCUCAGCAGUAAAUGGCGAGGAUUCCCUGGAACUGAUUUCGGCUACUUAUUUUGUCGAACACCGCUGCUACCUCCUCCCAUCCUCGUUCGUACGGUGGAAAAACACACGAAUGAAGGGGAUACUACUUCAUUCAUGCGCUGAAAGUAUGCGAAAGUGACCGACCCCAGAUAGCUAUAGUAUGGAACUUGUAGUCGGCUACAAACACACGAACGGCCGGUGAAAGUCAAACUUCAGUCGACGAUUCUGAGAACUGUGUUCGUGGGAUCUGAGCGCUAUUCACCUACAAUAUGCACUCAGAUCCAAGCUAUCUGGGGAUAUGUGGAACUUACAGUUUAUGUUGUGUAAAAAGAAAGUUAUAUAUUUUUAUUCUGUUUUGCUGAAAUAAGAAAAGCCAUGUUUCUUUCUUCCUGGAGAUAAUUAAGGCUCGCUUUGUUACCUUAAGUUAAUUAUCUCCAGGAUGGAAAAGAGGGAGUGAUUUAUGGAAAGGGGAGUGCUUAUGCUAUAGUCACUGUGAUUGGCUACUGUGAUACUUUUGUCCCAGUCUUCCAUCUGGUCCCCUAGGGGAGUGUCCACCAGGUGGGAAACCUGCAUAAAUACCGGGCGGGUAGCCCACAGUAAAUCAGAUCGUUUUACCCCUUCAUGAAGUCUCGACUCAUGUUUGGGGGAUUGGGAGUUAUAAUCACUUUGUUUCAGCUGGAUUUCGGGAGAAGCUGCAAGGAUCAUCGCUGCACGAAUAGAAGGAUCCUUUACAGGGGCAUAUGUAAAUAUGGAUGGGGAUGAGUGAAGGGGGUGUAAGGAGAGAUUUUUAUAGUGAGGGAGAAGGAGAAAAUAAAGAGGAGGAGAAGACAGAUCAUUGCUAAACUGGAAAAAAGUAAAUUAGAAAUAAUUGGAAUAUCAAGAGCAGGUGAAGUUAGGGUAAAUAUUAAGUUUUAUGGGUUAAGAAAGUGCAUGAGUGUAUUAAUAAGAGGCAGUGUGUACACCUGUUAUUUUCACUUAUCUAAAAUAUGGGUCUACUCUUUAGACCAGUACAACCUUGCAUCAAUGUCCAUGUUGAAGCAUAAUUAAAAAAAUAAAAUAAUAAAGUAGGGCAUGCAGAAUUUCUAUAAAACCAUAUCUUGUCUAAUGUACUGUUUCAACAGUGACAAUUGUGAGAAAAAGGAAGAGAAAGUGAGGAAAGCUGUGAAACGGGUUCUACAAUGUGACGCACUAAAAAAUAAUCCAUAUGAACCAAUCGUUUUGGAACCAGCUGAUUGCCUCUUGAGCUGUCUCUGCUUAGAAGUCCCAUGUGUGAAUGCAGCCGCUUACUGCAACACCCUUAAAAAUUUCAUGGACUUGCUCAAGCCAGGGGGCCAUAUCAUAAUACAGAGUGUACUAAAUUGUACAUUUUAUUACAUUGGGAACAAGAGAUUUUCGUGUCUGGCAAUGACAAAAGAAGAGAUUGAAACGGCUUUUAGAGAAGCUGGUUAUGAAAUUAAGAAGAUGGAUGUUGUCCCUCGAGAAGACAGAUCGAGGAUGGACCUCGCUGAUUACGAUAGUUUAUAUUGCGUGUAUGCCCGUAAACCAGCUACUGUGUGA